UCUAGACCUCGAUACCGACUUCCCAAGAGUGCCAGUGACCCCAUCUAUGCUGUAUGCCCAUGCUUGUGCACGAGGCAAAUUUGGCGACCGAGAAGGAGAUCCCGUACACCACGCACUAUUUCUCGCCCCAAACCGAGGUUUUGGUGCUCGACCGAUUUGGGUGCGGAUGACGGAAGAGGGUGGGUCAAUGGAGGAGUAAGUAUCUGUCUUCACUUUUGUUGGGCUUAUUAAUUGCUAAUUGAUGCAGUCUUCCCCCUGGCAUGAAGUUCUAUUGGGAUCCAUUGGUGCAAAAGCCUGAAUCUCCUCCGUCGACUCCAGCAGACAUCCAGGGACAGAAGCUAAAGUCCAAGAAGGCAACCCCUCUAACAUAUCUCGAGCACAUUGCACAGAAUCCACCCACAGUUGGCAAGAAUCACUACAAGGGUGAUUAUGUGUAUGCAAACUUCGGUUAUGUUCGCGAUGAAGACACAAUGGAAUGGUUCGACCCGGAGUCAUCACAACCACUUAAAGACAAAUAUAUCUCAUAUCGGCGAGAGGGGCCGAUCGAAGAAGUGGACGGCAAACAUAUUCCAGAUUUCAAGAGGUCGGAGAGAAUAUUUCCUAGAAUUAUGAGCACUGAGGAGCAGGAACAUUUCUACGACGAAUACUUGCAGUACGUUCACGAUGAUGUCGAUGCUGAGGGUGACCCUCGAGAUCUUCGAAUCACUCCCGCAACUUUCGCCCAAUGGGCUGUGGGUGCACGCAAAGGCAAGGCUUACGAGGAGGAGGAAUUUACACCUGACAGUGUCAUUUGGUCGAAGCGUGUCGUUCCACCAAAACAACCAAAGGAUUCCAGGCCGAAAAGACGACAAUUCGAUAUGGUUACCGGAGAAGAAAUUUCAGAGCUUGGAGACUCCGACGAAGAGGCUGUUCUAAUCACGGAAGCUGAGGGUGUUAAUAUGAUGGCCAUUCCUCGAGAAUUCAGCAUGAUGCUUCCAGGCGUUGCUCAAGAUCUUGCUCACAAAGCAUUCGGGCACCGCGAGAAUGACCCAGAGAAGUACAGCCAAGGAUCUAUUACGUCUUCCGACCACGACACUGCCUCGGACCCAACAGUGUUUAAUGAGACCCGAGCCGUGAACCAUCUUGGAACUCUAGGCGAUCCUAUGAGUGGGAAAGCUGAAUUUGCUGGUUUAAGCGAAGAAAUGCUGAAUCUGUUAGACGAGAAGCGUCUGGCAGAAAAGCGCACCGUACAAAAACAAGAGGAACUCGCUCAAGCUAGGGAAGUUGAGAUCGGAUUGGCAAGGGAGAUCUUUUUCUUGAAUGCCCGCAAGAACCUGCAGCCGAUCAGAGUUGUGAAUAGAGGCAAUCCUCAUGGCAUGGAUGGCGCCGGUUCUUUCGACCCUAGUCUCUCAGAAGGAAUCUCUAAUUUCGAUGGCUCGGACGAACACGAAGAGGAAUUAAUGUCUCCUGCCAGCCUGCCAAAGCAGCAUAAGCAGUUCCGAAGAUAUUUCAAGGAGCAAAUCGCGACGGAGUCAAUGGCUAUUAAUAGGCUUAACAUAUACGCGGACGUCAGUGAUAUGGAGUAUGAACGCAUUCGCAAAGACAUCAACGUUAUGAGAGGAGUAAAGGACGAGCUGGUUCGGAGCUUCGGCGUCGAAAACAUGGAGGAUAUCCCACUUCAUGUUCCCCAUCCGCUAUAUAUGGAUCGCGUCGAUUUCGCUGGAGGACAGUCUACCUACGAGUGAGCAUGGAGAACUGUUCUGGAGCGAGGCAUAUAGAAUGGGAGUCGGAGCUUACUGUAUGAAUGUGUUGGAGUUUAUUGGAUGUGUCUGUUUGAUACUGGAGCCUAGGUCUUUUCAUUUCCUUUUUCUCUUCUCUCUGCUUCUCGGCCAAUGACGCCUUGGAAGCCAAAAAUAACUUCUCCAGUCUGUUUCCGAAUCACGAAAUAAUUUGGUCUCAUCGAUGGGGAGGCAAAGGAAGCAUAACAGCAUGGCGAUAUCGCAUGCAAGAUU
This is a messenger RNA of Mollisia scopiformis, 1991 nucleotides long. RefSeq lists its product as uncharacterized. Bases 261 to 1724 code for a protein of 487 amino acids. NCBI's taxonomy places the organism in Eukaryota, Fungi, Ascomycota, Leotiomycetes, Helotiales, Mollisiaceae. The record is from RefSeq and is a predicted model, not a curated record. The transcript is spliced from 4 exons.